CAGCAGUGCACCCACCUGUGCCUAGCAGUGCAACCACCUGUGCCACCCAGCAGUGCCACACACCUGUGCCCAGUAGUGCCAUCCAGAAGUGCCACCCACCUGUGCCCAGCAGUGCCACCUACCUGUGCCCACCCACCUGUACCCACCAGUGCCACCCACAUGUGCCCACCAGUGCCACCCACCAGUGCCCAUCAGUGCAUCCAAGCAGUGCUGCCAGUCAGUGCCCAGCGUCAGUGCCACCUAUCAGUGCUGUCUAUCAGCACCCAUCAUCAGUGCCGCCUAUCAGUGCCACCUAUCAGUGCUGCCUAUCCGUGCCACCUCAUUAGUGCUGCCUAUCAG
Molecule: messenger RNA, 339 nt
Organism: Staurois parvus
Lineage: Eukaryota; Metazoa; Chordata; Amphibia; Anura; Ranidae
Source: the annotation of a GenBank genome assembly